Carassius auratus (goldfish) is the source of this 1889-nucleotide messenger RNA. It is a transcript of the gene tiprl, whose product is annotated as TIP41, TOR signaling pathway regulator-like (S. cerevisiae). NCBI's taxonomy places the organism in Eukaryota, Metazoa, Chordata, Actinopteri, Cypriniformes, Cyprinidae. Gene Ontology annotation, biological process: TOR signaling. The record is from RefSeq and is a predicted model, not a curated record. Gene Ontology annotation, cellular component: cytosol. The transcript is spliced from 8 exons. Bases 170 to 985 code for a protein of 271 amino acids.
GCCACAAAUCUCCAAAAGAAGAUGAUGAACCGGAACUGUCGGAAGUUACUGUUCGCUCGACCUCGGUUCUGUACAUACAUGGAAACGGAUACGACGUUGGACUCGUUUAUUCUUACUCGUUUACUCCUGUGUUUUCAACAAUUUUGAAGUCUUUGACCUCGUCUGCAGCAUGUCUUCGGUCUCUGCGGGGUUUCAGAGCAGCAAGCAGGACUUCAGCUUCGGGCCCUGGACCUUCACUUCCGCCAAGACCCACAUCAUGAAGUCCAAAGACAUCGAGAGGUUAGCAGAGACCAUGAACAUGCCGGCUCUCCCAGAGAUGCUGUUCGGAGACAAUGUGCUGCGCAUUCAGCACACCGACGGUUUCGGAAUCGAAUUCAACGCCAUCGACGCUCUCAAGCGUGUAAAUAACAUGCAGGACUCUGUGAAAGUGGCAUGUGCACUGGAGUGGCAGCAAAGCAGGGCAGAGACGGAGGCGUCUAAAGAGGUGGUGAAGCGCUACGACUGGACCUACACCACCGAUUACAGAGGGACUUUACUGGGAGAGCACCUGCAGAUCCAGGUGAAGCCCACCAGCGAGCGCAUCGACAUGGAGAAGCUGAGAGCACGAGAACAGAUCAAGUUCUUCGAGGACGUGCUGCUGUUCGAGGAUGAGCUGCACGAUCACGGCGUGUCCAUGAUCAGCGUGAAGAUCAGAGUGAUGCCCACCAGCUUCUUCCUCCUGCUGCGGUUCUUCCUGCGAGUGGACGGAGUGCUGAUCAGGAUAAACGACACGCGUCUUUAUCACGAGGCUGGAAAAAACUACAUGCUUCGAGAAUUCAGCACACGUGAAUGUAAGAUGUCAGACCUCCAGCACAUGCCUCCAGCCGUUUACACGGACCCUAAUGAGAUCGCUCCGCACCUGCCGCUGAAGCUCAUCGAGUGUGAGAAACUGGAGUUUCCAGAGAGAACGACGCCAGCAGAAUCAUCAGAGCAGAGCGCGCACUAGAGACUCGAACCCGGAGCCGUGGAGCUGUCCUACAGACACUAAAUCUGAACUCUGUGCAUUUCUGAAUGUGUGCUUUGUAAUGUGAUGCUUGUUUGAUUGGAGAGGAUUGCAUUAAAAUCCUUUCUGCUGGAUUCAGAACUAUGUCUAGAAGUGAUGAGAAUGAACUAAUACUGAAACAAAAGUAGUUUUUUGACUGCUAACACACUGUGACUGAUUCAUUGGCACAAUUUCACAAACCAUUCAGUUCUUAAAACGUUCCAGUGUGCUGUGGGUUUGAUGUCCAGUAAUUGAGAGUAUGGUGUAUUGUGAUGUUUUUUAUAUUCAGUUCUUUGGUGUUGAGUUUUUCUGGUGUAUUUCAGAUCUCUUUACAGUGGUGUGUUGUUGAGAUUUCUCAGUUUCUGCACUCCUUCUCUGUUGUGUGCUGUAAAAUAGCUCUGAACUCGUUAGUGUGCUCUACGCAGUGUCCAUCUGUGUGCUCUACGCAGUGUCCAUCUGUGUGGCUCCAGGGGCGUUUGUGUCAUCUGACUCGGAAGUUGGAUUAUGAAAAAAGACAAUGUUUUUGAGUAAAAUAUUUGAGGUUUACUCUUUCAAGUUGGCGUGUAGUUCUGAGAUUGUAUUUUUAGUUUUGAGAAAAUUGUGAAUUCUAUGAAUGGUCUGUUAGUCGUUGAGAAAAUCUCAAGUAAGUUCUGAUGCUCGUCUAAAACCUCUUGGAGAUGAUCGAGGUUUUAGUUAAUAAUCGCUUCGCUGAAUCAGUUCAACUCAUAUAACUGAUGACUCUUUAGUUGGAUAACGGUUAUAUUAAGAGUUAUAUUUGCUAUUAUUGGAGAAAUUCUCUUGAGUAGGACGGGGUAUUAAACGUAUGAUUAUAGUCUGUUUGUAAAAAAAUAAACUAAAUUUAACAGUU